AUGCCCCUUCUCCAAGUUUUUUCAAAACUUGCAUGUUGCAAAUACGAUUUAAAUGAAAAACUCAAAAAAAAUUCACGGGUUAAUGACAUUCGCCGUUGCAAUAGAUUGGUAAAUUUCAACGCAUUGGUAUACGUCAGAGAUGAUUCCAAAAUUUGUACAUUCCAAAAUCCGAAUUCCGGAUUCCGAAAAAAUUGUUCUAUUCCGAAUUCCGGAUUCCGUACAUUUUUCAUUCCAGAUUCUGAGAAAAUUUUAUUUUCAGGGAUGAAGAAUUCCGGUUUCCGAGACAAUUAUUUAAUUCCGGAUUCCGUUCUCCAAAUUUCGUUUCUCUAA
Molecule: messenger RNA, 330 nt
Organism: Caenorhabditis briggsae
Lineage: Eukaryota; Metazoa; Nematoda; Chromadorea; Rhabditida; Rhabditidae
Exons: 3
Coding region: 1-330 (109 amino acids)
Source: RefSeq, a predicted model, not a curated record